Messenger RNA from Manis javanica (Malayan pangolin), 3222 nucleotides. It is a transcript of the gene RNF185, whose product is annotated as ring finger protein 185. Gene Ontology annotation, cellular component: endoplasmic reticulum. Gene Ontology annotation, biological process: ubiquitin-dependent protein catabolic process. The record is from RefSeq and is a predicted model, not a curated record. Lineage: Eukaryota; Metazoa; Chordata; Mammalia; Pholidota; Manidae. Gene Ontology annotation, molecular function: ubiquitin protein ligase activity; metal ion binding.
GUCUUCUGGGGAAACUGAGGCUCUGAGAAGGGAAAAGGCUCCUGCGAGCUCUCCUUUCCGGGCAGAGACUCACUCUUUCUUCUCCCCCUCGAGGCCUCCUCUCUGCUGUGGAGGUGCUUUUUAGUAAGUUUGCCCGGGGUGCAGAGUUCGAGGCCGGGGAGCUUGGUGAACAGAGUCGGACUUGGGAGGAAGGCACCCGUGUUCGCGACUUCGCCGCCGACAGCUAAUUGAUUUUCCUGGGGGAGAAUCUUGACUCAGAGUUUGCUGACAGCCGAGGAUGGCGAGCAAGGGGCCCUCAGCCUCUGCAUCCCCUGAGAACUCCUGCGCAGGGGGGCCCAGCGGCAGCAGCAAUGGCGCAGGUGAGAGUGGAGGACAGGACAGCACCUUCGAGUGCAACAUUUGCCUGGACACAGCCAAGGAUGCCGUCAUCAGCCUGUGCGGCCACCUUUUCUGUUGGCCGUGUUUACAUCAGUGGUUGGAGACCAGACCUAACAGACAGGUGUGUCCAGUUUGCAAAGCUGGCAUCAGCCGAGACAAGGUCAUUCCACUCUAUGGCAGGGGCAGUACUGGCCAGCAGGACCCCAGAGAGAAGACCCCUCCCCGUCCUCAAGGACAGAGGCCUGAGCCGGAGAACAGAGGGGGAUUUCAAGGAUUUGGAUUUGGAGAUGGUGGCUUCCAGAUGUCUUUUGGAAUUGGGGCAUUUCCCUUUGGGAUAUUUGCCACAGCAUUCAACAUAAAUGAUGGGCGUCCUCCUCCAGCUGUCCCUGGAACGCCCCAGUAUGUGGACGAACAGUUCCUGUCACGCCUCUUCCUGUUUGUGGCCCUGGUGAUCAUGUUCUGGCUCCUGAUUGCCUAAUGCAGGACUCCUGGCCUGCGUCCAUGGCAGGGCUUCCGCACUGAUGGUACACCACCCCCACUCUUGAUGUUCGGCUUCCUGGCUAAUCCUGACCCCUGGAAUCACUGGGGUCAGUAACACAUCAAGGAGUCCUGCUUCUCCAUCGAAGCUUUGGGACUUGAGACCAGUUGUCAAAGAGCCUGGAGUGGCCUCUGCUGUACAUGCCCUGCUGUAACCUCAGUUCUUGGCAUUGAGUCAUCUCCCAUGGGUUACACCAUGAAAUCCUGUCCCAGCUCAGCAGGUCCUGGGUCUGUACCGGGAAGAGGCAGGAAGAGAGAAACUCAGUACAAUUUCAUCUGAGUUUAAUACUACAAAAACAAAGGGAUGAACCAAAUGGUACUUACGGAAACUGUCAUCUCCUUACAUACGCUUUGGUGAGUGGCCUCUGAAAUCAGUGGGGCUCCUUAGACAGGGUCUCCUUCCACAUCCAGUGCUGCUCUGCCCAGUUUCCUCUCCCCUCAGCAGAAAUGCAAGAAAUUGCUGUCCUAUGAAGACCAUAAUUGCAGCAGCUGAAGCUGUAAUUGCUUCAUGAAUUCACCAGAGACCCAAAGAUCUUUUAUUGGCUCUGGGCCAUGCUCAGUGUCUUUGGCUGCAGAGAGUGGCUUGAAUGACCUCCUGGUUUCCUCAAGUAGGCUAUCCCCAGAGAUGUGGCCUCAUUCAACAGAUUUCCCAUCUUUUCCCCCAAAACUGUGUGCAUCUGCCUCUCUGCCAGAGGGCACAUAGCCUAUGCUACUGCUGAAGCUGGAACUGACUUCUGUGUACCGGGAAAGACCUGCAGUUGGGACCCCAGUGGGAUCUGGAGUACUGAUGCAGGAACACCCAGUCAGCCCUGUCCCCAAGGCUGCAAAAACUCUGGGGCAUCCCCUCCCAGACCCGCCCAGAGGUGACCAGGGGCUUUGUCAAGGCAGCCUGAUUGCAUGUUGAAGACUACCCACCUCGGAAGCCAAAUUACCCUUUAUGAAGUGGCAGGGAGUGGGGAGACCCACAUGUGACCCUGAUUUUGGUAUGGCUGGAUGGAUUCCCCUGAAAACUUCUCGUAUGUGUGCUAAAACCAGGGAAGCAUGCAACUCUGGAGCAGGCAAUGCCUGAUAAUUUGUGAAGCCAGGCACCACAGCCUCGGAAGCCUCGAUGUGAUGUGCUCUCCCUGUGGAAGUCUUCCCCAGCAGAUUUCCAAGGAAAAUCAUUCUUCCCAAGCCCUACAUGUUUUUCAACUUUGCAAGCGUUUUCAUACAAAUCUCAUGGAGCGAGUAUGGUGCCAGGCAGCAGGACAGUUCACUUAGGGAAUGGUUCUUGUCCUGCCAGUCAGACCGCUUCCUAGAAAUCCACCUGCUUCCAGGAGACCCAAAGAGUGAAAGGAGACGGGCUUCUUCUAGGGGCCUCUCUUCACCAGCCCACCACUGCUCCUGGCUCAUCCCUCAUCCCAAGCAAUAAGCAAGUGGUAGAAAGCGCCACCUAGGGCUCUUUUACAGAUAUGGCUCUGCGCAGUGUGCGGAAACCAAGACCUUGAGGAAUAUGAGGGAAGCCCUCCUCCCCUCUCUGCAGCCCCCACCCCUUUCUCUUAGAACCUGUCAAUGCCAGAGUUCAGUGUUUAAACAGAAAAAUAUAAGUAUUGAAUAGGUGGUCAUUUGCCGAAUCCACUUGGUAGGAAUAAGCCACCAGCUUUAGUGUCACUGAUGCAUUUUAAACAUUCUUGGGGCACGCACUCAAGAGUGCUUUUUUUUAACACCUGGAAUCCCCAAAGUUGGAGGGGCCCCUGGAGUUUCUCAGUUGGAGAGGAUUGAUGGGAUAUCUCAUUGCAGUGCUCCACCUAGUGGUGAGAGAGAGGACUUCAGUAAAUGGGCCCACUGGAAAUAGGUUUCCAGUAAAAAGGUUAUGGAUUAGGAAAAUGAUCCCACUUGGACUCUAACAAAAUGAAGUGGGCCAGGAGAGCUCCACCAGCAAAGCUCCUUCCAGGAACCUUUUAACAAAGCCAGGUUGGCUAUGUGCCCAUUGAUUUUGAACCUUACAGGCCCCCACUCACCCUCUACCAGGAGCUGGGGCAGAGAGCUGACUUGGGACUGCUGGCCCAGCCCCGACAAGGAGUCCCCUUCCUACCACCCCUCUGCAGGCUAACCAUCUUGCCCCUCUACCAAGGCAGUUUUCCUUUCUUUUAUGUGGGUUUUCUAUGUUCUUGGCCUCCACCCCACUCCUGCCACCUUUGUGGACUAGAUCCAGAUCCCACCACAGUCAGAAAAUGACACUGUGUAUGUGGCACACCUUGACCAGUCACUAAUUUUCACUGUUGUGAAAGUGAUUUGAUUUAGAAUUAAAAAAAUGGUUUUACAUUA